Molecule: messenger RNA, 2288 nt
Organism: Durio zibethinus
Lineage: Eukaryota; Viridiplantae; Streptophyta; Magnoliopsida; Malvales; Malvaceae
Source: RefSeq, a predicted model, not a curated record
AUGACACAAAAUCCGGCUAUGCAACUCGUUAACAAACGGCGUAACCGAAGGUUCCUUAGAAUUCAACAGCAAAACCUCUUGGGCCAUGAUGAUUGCCUUAAUGUGUUCCAAUUGAUCACGAUCGCUCUUUCUCCACCCAGAAUCGUCGACGGGUACGACAGAAGCGGGUCCAAGAUCCAAAGAUCUCGAUCAGGUAAACCCGUGCGUCUCAUGAUAUCAUGCUUUCCGGCCUCCACCACCUGGGUCUGGCUCGUCGAGUCCAGUAAAAGCAAUGCCGGGACAUCGGACCCUUUUUCUAAUGAGCAGCGACGCCCCGGCACUGGUCCCAACUCAAAUAAACAAAAAUUGGUGCGGCUAAAGGCAGAGCACGAGACAGCCCGUAAGCACUUGAUCAAAAUGUUUCUUCGACUACUUUUACUUCUAACCAUCUUCGGGAUUUCCAUGUCACAGUCAAUAAUCCGGAAUUUACCAGGCUUUUCUGGUAAUCUUCCCUUCAAACUUGAAACCGGGUACAUUGGAGUAGGUGAUUUGGAUGAAGUGCAUCUAUUCUAUUACUUCAUUGAGUCUGAGAGGAACCCGAGAGAUGACCCCCUUCUGCUCUGGCUCAGCGGUGGCCCUGGUUGCUCUGCUUUCUCUGGUCUUGUUUAUGAGAUUGGUCCAUUAACUUUCAAUUAUAGUAAUUCCAAAGGAACCAAGCCAACAUUUGAGCUGAAUCCAUAUUCAUGGACGAAGGUUGCCAACGUUAUAUUUCUGGAUCAACCGGUUGGUACUGGAUUCUCAUAUGCAACAAAAGCAGAAGGAUAUAAUACUAGUGAUACAUCAUCAGCAGCACAAACCUAUGAAUUUCUAAGGAAGUGGCUUAUGGUCCAUCCAGAGUUCCUUUCAAAUCCACUUUAUAUUUCUGGCGACUCUUACUCCGGUAUAACUGUUCCAGUCAUCGUUCAAGAAGUGUUAAAUGGUCUUCAAAUUGGACAUCAGCCGCCAAUGAAUCUCCAAGGAUACAUCCUAGGCAACCCUGUAACAGAUGCAGAAUAUGACUUGAACUCUAGGAUUUUGUUUGCUUAUCGAAAGGCACUCGUAUCAAAGAGUCUCUAUGAGUCAACAAAAAGAAACUGCAAGGGGGAAUAUACAACUCCAGAUCCAAACAACACAGCCUGCAUGUCUGAUCUUCAAGCUGUUACUCAGUGCUUUGGAAACAUAAAUGUGGCACAAAUAUUGGAACCGAACUGUAAUAGAUUGUCUCCAAAACCAAAAAGACCGAAGUGGGAUCAUAGAUCACUUGGCGACAGCUCUUUAGCUGUUCUUCUGUCAUCUCCUCAGUCUGCUGAACUGUGGUGCCGGAACUAUCAUUAUCUCUACUGCUACGUUUGGGCUAAUGAUAAAACUGUCAGAAGCGCUCUUCAUAUUCGAGAGGGAACAAUUGGGGAGUGGUUGAGAUGCAAUGGCAGCUUAUCCUAUGAUUAUGAUGUCUCGACUAGUAUUGGUUAUGAGCGAAACCUGACCAGGGAACGGCUUCGAGCUCUCAUUUACAGAUUGAUGAUCAAGUUAUGGUCUUUUAAUUGGUCCAACCACAUGUAUUUUCUUGGACUUUUAAGUUUUAAUUCCCUAACCUUAUUGGGCACACUAGCAUGGAUAGAAUCAUUGAAUUUGACAUUCCAGGUUGAUUGGUAUCCAUGGUUCGUUGAUGGUCAGGUUGCAGGAUAUAGUAUGAAUUACGCGGAGGAGAAGUACUCUUUGACAUACGCAACAAUUAAGGGUGGGGGUCACACUGCUCCAGAAUACAAGCCUAAAGAAGCCCUUGCCAUGAUUGAAAGGUGGCUCGCUCAUUUCCCAUUAUGAAAGCUUAACAAGCUCCGAGAAUCAAGAUAAUUAGUUAGCAGUAGUUUAAUCUAAUUCAUAGUUGAACCUUCAAGGUUUCAACCAAUAAUAUGACGCUUUAGUUUCAUUUGAGAUCAAAGCAACUUAGUUUCAUUGGCCCAUCAAAUAAUUUAUGUUCCCUGUAUAUGCUUCAUUAUCUGAUUUGCCCCCAUAUAUGUACAUAGAAGCUUGGGUAUAAUUUCUUGGACUCACCAUAAUAUGGCUGAAGCCAACCAAUUGAAGGUUCUUGAUAACACCGCCUCCAGGCUCGGUUCCCACAACCUCUCUCCGUCUCACAUUCUUUGAUCUGCAAUGGUUUUCUUUUCCUAAUAUACAACGCUUUUUAUUCUACCAAUCCCCAUGCCCAACCUUGGACUUCAUGGAAACCAUUCUGCCAUUGCUAAAACACUCUCUCUUACUCUCAAACAAUA